UCCGCUAUAAUGCCGGCUACUCGAGCAACCAGCGCAACAUCUCUGUCGCAACAGCAGAGGCAAUAUGGCAAUAGUUUCUUCAAAUCAUCUCAGGAGGGUGGUUUCGGGUUCGUUGUCCAGUGUGGACGAUUGGAGUCUGCUCUACAGUGGUACCAGUGUGCUUCCAGCUGCAGCCUCAAUGAAGAUGAUGCGGUCUCGGCAAUCAAGAAUAUUGCCAUGACAACCUGGAAGUUGGCUUCUCUGCACGGGUCAGCGAUAGACAGGAAUCAGAAGUUACAGAAGGUCAUUGCCAGACGUUACUUCAAUGCAGAGGCGGCUCUUCCGUUAUGA
Molecule: messenger RNA, 330 nt
Organism: Strongylocentrotus purpuratus (purple sea urchin)
Lineage: Eukaryota; Metazoa; Echinodermata; Echinoidea; Camarodonta; Strongylocentrotidae
Exons: 3
Coding region: 10-330 (106 amino acids)
Source: RefSeq, a predicted model, not a curated record